Molecule: messenger RNA, 1645 nt
Organism: Aphis gossypii (cotton aphid)
Lineage: Eukaryota; Metazoa; Arthropoda; Insecta; Hemiptera; Aphididae
Gene: Vps36
Product: vacuolar protein-sorting-associated protein 36
Exons: 1
Coding region: 239-1357 (372 amino acids)
Biological process (GO): protein transport to vacuole involved in ubiquitin-dependent protein catabolic process via the multivesicular body sorting pathway
Cellular component (GO): late endosome membrane; ESCRT II complex
Molecular function (GO): phosphatidylinositol-3-phosphate binding; ubiquitin binding
Source: RefSeq, a predicted model, not a curated record
AAAAUAAAAUAAGAAUCGAUCGCUGGAGUGAUGGACGCUGACUCGUUUAGCACUGUGAAAGUGUGAAUUGUGGUGCUGUGAACAUUAAGUGAAAUAUGAAUUUUAAAAUCGAUAAAAUAUAAAAUUAUUGUUUUAAGUGUUUUAUAAUUCGUUCACAAAAAUAUUAUAUAGUAUAAUCUUAUUUACUUUGGUACUUUUUAAAUUAUAUAUUCGAAGUUAUUUGAUUUAUAUAUUUAAUAUGGACCGAUUCGAAUAUGCUAAGCCUGAUCCAAACGAGACCGUAUUAUGCCGUCACAACAAUGUUACUUUGUACGAUGGUGAUUACAAAACUUCAUUUCAUCGUGGUAAUAUAAUCUUAACACCUACACGUCUUUUCUGGAUGUCUGGAGAUGCAGGGUUGUCUUUACAACUUCGAUAUAUAGUAUACAUUGAAUCUACAGUUACUGACACUUUAUUUGGUUCAAAAACUAAAACUAUCCUUGUUCAUUUACUACCCUCAAAUAAUGAAAAUCCAGGCCCUGUUUCUUGUGCCAAAGGCGAGUACAUCAAACUUGAUUUUAAGGACAAAAUUCCUGAUGGAUUUUUUGACAUAUUUCAGAAGACUGUAAGUGAAAAAAAGUGGUCUGUUAACAAAACUACCCGUCAGAUUCGAACAGGAAUUGGAGGGAUUGAAAAAAAUAUUUAUGAAAAACAAAAAGCAUCUGAUAUUAGUAUAACAGAAGCUUUUAAAGACUUAGACAAACUUAUGAUUACAGCUAAAGAUAUGGUAACAUUAAGUAAAAAUAUUUCUGAAAAAAUUAAAGAAAAACAAGGGGCUAUUAGUGAUGAUGAAACAGUGCGCUUCAAGUCUUACCUUUUAGGUCUUGGUGUUGAUGACCCAGUUACUAGAUCAUCAUUCACUGAUUCAAAUACUUAUUAUGCCACACUAUGUAAAGAAAUAAUCAAAGUUAUUCAAGUUUCAUUAGACGAAGUUGGUGGUACAAUGGCUCUUGCAGAAGUUUAUUGUCGAGUAAAUAGGGCUAGAGGAUUAGAUCUUUUAUCACCUGAAGAUUUAAUGCAUGCAUGUUAUAUGAUGAAUACUGACCAAUCAUCGCCUGUAAAACUAAGAAAAUUUGACAGUGGAGUAUUAGCUUUACAAACAUCUUUAUGUGAUGAAUCUGUAAUAUUGAAAAAAACUGUCGAAGCAUUGCAAAAAAAUGGAUCAUUAAGUGCUCAAGAACUGUCAACAUUAAUUGGAAUACCAGUUGUAUUAGCUAAAGAGUAUUUGUUAUCUGCUGAAAAACAUGGGAAGUCAUGUCGAGAUGAAAGUAUUGAAGGUUUAAGAUUUUAUCUUAAUAAAUUUUUAGAUGUGUAUUAAAUACAUGUAAAAUAAUUUCCAAAUGUUGUUGAUAAAUAAUAAUAUAUUUUUAAUGAAAACCUAACAUUAUACAUAGAUAUUUUUUAAUAUAUGUAUAUUUUUACAAUUAGUUUAAAAUUAAAUAUUUAUUUUUGAUAUGAACAACUUAUAUGUGAAAAAAAAUGAGACUGUUAAAAUAUAAAAUUAUUAGAGAAUAGAUGUAGUUAAUACAUUCAAUGUUUAGUAUUUUAUUAAUUAUUCAUUUAAUGGAAUUGUUAAAUAUGUGUACCACUAUACCUGUAGUAAAAC